Messenger RNA from Aspergillus nidulans FGSC A4, 814 nucleotides. Its product is annotated as F1F0 ATP synthase subunit g. The record is from RefSeq and is a predicted model, not a curated record. Gene Ontology annotation, cellular component: mitochondrial membrane. Gene Ontology annotation, molecular function: proton transmembrane transporter activity. Gene Ontology annotation, biological process: proton motive force-driven ATP synthesis; proton transmembrane transport. The transcript is spliced from 3 exons. NCBI's taxonomy places the organism in Eukaryota, Fungi, Ascomycota, Eurotiomycetes, Eurotiales, Aspergillaceae. Bases 104 to 694 code for a protein of 196 amino acids.
CGGCUCUUGACCAACCCGCCAUUGGACCUCUUUGUUUCUUGCCUGCGACUUCCCAGGUCUGCACUCUCAUUUCUCUCUUCUCUCUCUUCCAGUGGUUAUCAAGAUGCCUGCCACGGCGACCCGUGCCGUGCUGCGGCAAUCGCAGUUCCUGACCCGGACCGCGGUCAGACACUCUUCUUCCACAUCUCAAGCCACUUCUAAGGCUACUGAGACUGCCUCUUCUACCGCCUCAAAGGCGCAGCAGGGUCUCUCUCGUGUCUCUUCCUCUGCCGGUCCUGCGAUCUCGAACGCUGCCCAGGGCCUCGGCAACACCCUGAAGAAAGUUGGUGGAAGAACCGGAAAAGUCGUCUCCUUCAUUGAAUCCAUGAUACCCCCUACUAUUUACUACUCCAGGGUUGGCCUUGAACUUGGCAAGCUGGUGUUCCGUGGACAGAACAUGACUCCUCCGAGCUCUGCUACCUUCCAGUCAUACUUCCAGCCUCUGAUCAAUGCUCUUCGCAACCCUGCUUCCCUUCAGAACGCCAACUUCUCGCCCCAAAAUAUCCUAGCCCGUGUCCGCAACGCGAACAAGAAGGAAAUCGCCCUGGCCGGUGUUACCGCUGCGGAGGUCAUCGGAUUCUUUACAGUCGGAGAGAUCAUCGGUCGUUUCAACAUCGUUGGCUACCGGGGUGAGGCUGGCCACGGACACCACUAGAUCGAUCGCAUGCAAUAUAUCUGACCUGUCUUUUAUUUCCGCUAUAUCUUUCCUUUGUGAGCUGUACUAUGUAUGAUAGACGAUGGAAUUAAACUAUUGUCUGGGUUAAAAUUACCUAUA